Molecule: messenger RNA, 486 nt
Organism: Dendrobium catenatum
Lineage: Eukaryota; Viridiplantae; Streptophyta; Magnoliopsida; Asparagales; Orchidaceae
Product: probable disease resistance protein At4g19530
Exons: 1
Coding region: 1-486 (161 amino acids)
Biological process (GO): signal transduction
Source: RefSeq, a predicted model, not a curated record
AUGGCCAUAGGAGCUCCUAUUGCUCUUGGAAAAGCCACUAGAUUCCUUUUCGGUUCGCGGAAACCCCCGCAAAAAUCGUGCGAUGUUUUCAUAAACCACCGAGGGAUUGACACGAAGCGAAAUAUUGCGGGACUGUUAAACGAAAGGCUCACGCAGCUCAACAUUUGUUCUUUUUUGGAUAGCAAAUCGAUGGAGCCUGGUGAUAAGCUGUAUGAUAGUAUUGAGUCGGCGAUUAGUGAAUGUAGGGUUGCGAUAGCCAUUCUGUCUCCGCGGUACUGCGAGUCGAUCUUCUGCUUGCACGAGUUAGCAAUGUUGGUCGAGUCGGGGAAGAAGAUCAUCCCGAUCUUUUAUGACAUUAAGCCGUCGGAGCUUCAAGUUGUGGAUACUGACGGGAGUUUCUCGCCGGAACAGUUGGAGAGGUUUACAAGGGCUAUUCGGGAGGUGAGGUAUACUGUCGGCAUCACAUUUGACUCGCAGAACGGGUGA